Xyrichtys novacula (pearly razorfish) is the source of this 6423-nucleotide messenger RNA. NCBI's taxonomy places the organism in Eukaryota, Metazoa, Chordata, Actinopteri, Labriformes, Labridae. The record is from the annotation of a GenBank genome assembly.
AUGGCUCCAAAACCAGAAGUGGGGACGGUUUCCUCCCCCAGGCUCGGUACGUUCAGUCCUUUUAAACCUCUUUAGACUUGUCAAGUUACUUCUCAUCUCUUAACCCUUUUCUUCUCGUGUGAUCUUGAUUAGAUGACAACACCUCCACUAAAGAUCUAGCCAUCCCGUCAGCGUACUCCACUGUGGACCUGGUGGAUGAGGACAAUGAUGCAAAUGAUCCAUGGGAUCUCCCUGCACUCAAAGACACAGGGGUGAAGUGGUCAGGUGAGACAUCACCUCCAUUCUUACAAUACAGUGUGCGUUCUUUAUCGCAACCAGACUCUGAUUUGGGGUUUUGUUUCCCUCCACAGAUUUGGACACAAAGGGGAAGAUUAUGAGAGUUCUGACUGGGAUUAUGAAGCUGGUCUUGCUGCUCAGCUUCCUCUACCUGUUUAUCUGCUCUCUGGACGUCCUCAGCUCUGCUUUCCAGCUUGUUGGAGGUAAAAAAAAAAAAAAACACAGAAACGUACUCUUAACCCUGGAUCUUUAUCAUGGCCUAAAGCAGCACAUGGUUUGUUUACAAAGUCCAUGGCAGUACAGCUUAUGUAAUGUGUGCAGAGUGUUUUUGACCCGUGGGUGUUUUUGUGAACAGGCAAAGCUGCUGGUGACAUCUUCCAGGACAAUUAUGUGUUGUCCAACCCUGUGGCCGGCCUGGUGAUCGGGGUAUUAGUCACCGUGUUGGUGCAGAGCUCCAGCACCUCCUCAUCUAUUGUGGUCAGCAUGGUGUCCUCUGGAUGUGAGUAGAUACACGACUGCAUUAUGAAGAUUCAUGCUCAUAACAAAGACUGUGCAUUUAUGGUGGGCCUAGCUCUGUGGCUACACAGGUGAAGUAAGUGCAAAGAAGAGAUGCAACACUUUCAGACUUUGACGGGUCUGUUUUAGUCUAGUCUAUUAUGGAUUAAUUUCACAACAAGACUAAUAUUUAAUGCACUAUGCCACUUUGUAGUUGUGUUGCAUUUAUUUACUUUGCAUCGUAAGCCCGACUUUACCUGCUGUUCCAUUGUUUGUAACCAACAUAUUUAACUCCAUAACUAACUGUUCAUUGAGUAGCUUUGAUCUAAUGUGACUCCACUCAGUUAUUAUACAUAACCUGUACUUCUGCUUAGUACAGAUGCUGCAUUAAGUUUGAUGCAUUUGACCUUCUAGCUGUAAGUUUUGUACAGCAGGUUUUGCAGACGUAUGAUCGUGUGACCUUAGAUAACUCUCUUGUUCUUGGUGAAUCCAAACUGCUCCCAAACUGCUGACUAAACUCACUUUUUUGCUUUGGAUGCAACACUUUGCAGUUUUGUCCCUCUGCCAUAAAUAAACUAAUGUGGCAUUGCUCUGUGUCUCUUACUAAGCACAGCACAUUAAUCUGGUGCACCGCAGGCAUCAUCACAUUAAUGUUGAUUUGUGCAGGCUGCAUCAAAAAUAACGCACCAAUCCUUUUCGGAAAGCCAAAAUACUCACAAUCACUAGUUUCAAGUCUUUAUCUUUCUGUUAACAAUAUGAUAUUUUUUUGAGAGACAGGCUAUGAUUUUGUACUCCAAGCAAAUUAAAGCUACCUUGUAAUUAUCAAUGAACCUCCUCCCCAAGUAACCUUAAAAUGUUGUUCAGUUGUAGCAAAGACACUAAGAAGCAGAGAUGUUUGCUUUUCACCAUGUAACUACCUUAAGUUUAAUGCAAAUGUUGUUGCUCACCAAAUUAGCAGUAGGGCUGUAACAAUUUUCAACUUCCCAAAACUGUGGCCCAAAAAAAUUCCGAACAAAUCUAUGAUCAUGAUAUUUAUGGAAAACUUAGAUUUGAUGAGCAGGUGGUUUCAGCCAAUACAUGGUGCAGGUAGCCUUCCUCUGCUGCUGCCUGUUGUUCAUCUUCCCUGUUUUUGGCAGGUGGAAACCUGCUUAAAGAACAACUACUGCCUCCCACUAUUAACCAUUUGCUGUAUUACUUUACAUUUAAGUAUUUUAGUAUUAUUAUAACUGGUAUACGGUGACAGCCUUAAUUGGCAUCUCAAUUAAUGUCAUAGCUACCAAGCAGUGUGAAUUAACAUUGCUAGAAUUACAGUAAGCUAAACAGUAAGUUUUUCCCAACUGCUGGUUCUCCUAGUUUUCACCUAAUUUUGCCACUUUGGUCAGUUCUGUCCCACAAGAAAGAAAAAGAAAGAAAGACAGAAAAACAUACCUGUAAAGGUCUCAAUGCAGCAGUCCACAAACAUGUAAGGCUACAGAAACAGUCUACAGAAUACGUUAGCAGGAUGCCUCGGUGUUCAUUUAAAUGUUACCUGUUUUCCUCAGUGCUGGAUGUGGAGUCUGCGGUGCCAAUCAUCAUGGGUGCCAACAUCGGCACAUCUGUCACUAACACCAUUGUGGCCGUGAUGCAAGCAGGAGACCGAAAUGAGUUCCGCAGGUAAGUAAGACCCCGAAGUGUUAACACCGUGACAUCAUGAAAGACCACAAAAGUCAGUGUUUGAUUCUUGUUUGUUGCGGUGUUUCUUCACUCCUAGGGCAUUUGCUGGUGCCACCGUCCACGACUUCUUUAACUGGCUCUCUGUGCUAGUUCUUCUGCCCCUGGAAGCUGCCUCAGGUGUUCUGUUCAAACUCACUGACCUCUUAAUCAAGUCCUUUGACAUCCAGACCGGAGAGGAUGCCCCAGAAUUGCUUAACGUCAUCACAGACCCUCUGACAGACUCCAUCAUCCAGGUAAAGCCAGAAACAUAAGAAGAAUGAACAUUUUUACAGUUAACUCAGGUUUAUGUUAAAUUAGAGUGAGGCGUAUUUCCAUCAGAGAACAGACAUAAACAAUGAGUUAUUGGCACAAUGUCUCUUUAUAGUUGAGAAUAAGACAAAUCUCUAACAAAUCACACAUACAAACCAGGCAGAAAUGGAUUAUGGCGUGCAAUUUCAUUGUAAAUUUUGGUUAAGUUUAUAAAUAAUGUGUAGCUUCACCCUUCAAUUUGACUGAUGGUGUUGUUUUAUUUCAAGCUUCUCGAAAAACAUUGCAUUAUUGUAAUUGUGAUAUGAAGCUCAUCAUUGUUAAGCUAACUUUGAACUUUUACUCAGUCUCUAUUUUUUAAAGUGUAUUUCUCGGCUUCUGGUGGAAACACAAGAAUCUGAAAAGAAAUGAGAAAGAAAAUGCAUUAACAUCUACAAAAAAAAUGUGAAUUUUAAAUGAGAAGUAUAAAAGGUCCUAGUUAUGAUCCCUGAGGCACACCACAUGCUUUACUAGCGUCUUGCAUUAUUAAUGUAAAAAGUCCUUUUUCCUGUGUUUUGCUUGGUUUAGUUGGACAAAUCUGUGAUCACAGGCAUUGCAACGGGUGACCCAGAGGCCAGAAACAAGAGUCUGAUCAAAAGAUGGUGUAAAAUAAGUAUAAACACGGUAAGGGCCACAUCACGGGUAAAAAUAAUGACUUUGCCUUAUGCUGAAAAUAGCACAGUAGCCCUGAAAACAUGUGAUAAUCCUGUGGUUAACCUGCUUUUGUCUCUUAAUAACUGAUAUUGUCCUCAUUCUAUACUGACCGCUGUGAUCCUGUUGUUAGAUCAUACUUUGAAGGCGUGUUAUUUCAUGAAAGGUGUGUGGUCAUUUAAAGAUUAUCUCUGCAUUGUGUUUUUAAAGCUUUUUUUCUGCCUCUCAGACUUUCUGGAAUGAAACAGUGGAUAACUGCCCUGCUGGUAGUAACUGCUGGGAGAGCGGAAACGAGACCUGGAUCCAGCUGAACUCGAGUGUGACCGAAAACGAGGAGAGAUGUAAGUGUGCUUCCAUUAGUGGAGGGAAAAAAACCUUUACAAAGCAAUUAGGAUUACCUGAUUCGCUGAAGCUCGGUGAAAUGUGAGACACAGCAACCCUCUUCACGCAGACCUUCUGAUAGAUGGACAAUGAAUACCUUUGAGUCCUUGUAGUGACUCAGCAAAUUCCUCCCUUGACCCGUCUGCCUGCUCAAUAGGUCUAUUCAUGUUUUGUCUUUAUAGCACUACAAAAUGGAUAACCUCCAAGUAUUCUGUUCACAGACGACUUAGAAAAGGCUUUUUUUCUCAAAUCACACAAAAACAUCCCUAGUUUGCUUUUAAACUACAAGAAAAGACUAUUUCUCCAUUAAAUGCUCUUUUACAAGCUCUAUUUAUCAAAAAAGCUCUGCUAUAAAAUGACUCACACACGAAGCUGUUUUAGCCAAUGCAAACCCUAAAGUGGACUCUAAUGUAAAUCAUCUCUUUACAGGCGAUCAUAUCUUUGCUUACUCUGGCCUCCCUGACCUGGCUGUAGGCCUCAUCCUCCUGGCUCUGUCUCUGCUCAUCCUCUGCGCCUGCCUCAUCCUCAUCGUCAAGCUGCUCAACUCCAUGCUGCAGGGGCAGGUGGCUGUGGUCAUCAAGAAGGUGCUCAAUACAGGUACUAAGAAAGACAUCAUAUCCUCUCUGCAACCUGUUUGAUAGUCGGCACAUCCUAUUCAGUGGUGAUGCUUGAUGAGCAACACAGGCACAGCCUCUCCUGGUGUCUCUGACUGGUCUCCAGGUCCGCUCGUCCUGAUUGAGACAGACAGAGCUCAGGCACAGACACUGCGCUGAUAAAAACUCCCGCUUGCUAGUCACUUCUUUAGGUUUAUUGCUCACCAACAACAUAUCUGCUUCAUUUCAGACUUCCCCUUCCCCUUCUGCUGGGUAACUGGAUACAUCGCCAUUCUUGUGGGAGCAGGAAUGACAUUUAUUGUCCAGAGCAGCUCUGUCUUCACAUCAGCCAUCACUCCUCUUGUUGGUAAGUCUUCACCCAAGUCUUUUCUAAUACUUCCUCCGUUACUCCUCAUCAUCAUGACUUACAUUUGAAAAAUCCUCCUUUACCAGGCAUUGGCGUAAUUAGCCUGGAGAGAGCCUAUCCUCUGACUCUGGGGUCAAACAUUGGCACAACAACUACUGCUAUACUUGCUGCUAUGGCUAGUCCUGGAGAAACACUAGCCAACUCCUUACAGGUGAGAUGCUUUACCCGUGGUGCAUGGGUUUGUUUAUGCUUAUCAAUGUUGAUUCCCUGUCUUCAUUAGCCAUAAAUGCUCACAUCUACUUAGACAUAAAAACUGCGACUUGAAUAUUAAAGUACCAAAUCGGGCUCUCAAGCUGUGCAGCAAGUAAAAAGACCAAUAAAGUCUGUGUGUGGUUGCAGGAUGACAUUUUUUUUAUAUAGAAUACUACCUUGCAAUUUACAGGACGAGCUCAGUAAAGUGAUGCUCAUCUAAGCCUACACCAACACCAAAAGUUCCUGACCAUGACUUUAAGUUUUGGCUUUGUUAUAUUAGAUGAAAAUUUGAUAAACGUGCUGUUAAAAACUUGCAAAUAAUUGUCACAUUAUUAAAGGACAUUGUGAUGAGUUAAAGUUCUUCAAACGUUAGCUACUGUGCUAAUGUUAGGUUUGCUUUGCCACAUACAAGGUUGAUUUAACGCUGUUAUUCUUGUCUUUUGUGUCUUCUUUGUCUUAGAUUGCACUUUGUCACUUCUUCUUCAACAUCUUUGGGAUCCUGCUCUGGUACCCCAUCCCCUUCAUGCGGAUUCCCAUCAGGUUGGCCAGAGGUCUGGGUAACCGCACGGCUAAGUACCGCUGGUUCGCUGGCCUCUACCUCUUCCUCUGCUUCCUGGUCAUGCCUCUGACUGUGUUCGGCUUGUCCCUGGCUGGCUGGCAGGUCUUGGUGGGCGUUGGUGUGCCACUUGUAGUGCUGCUGAUCUUUGUGAUCGUUGUCAAUAUUCUGCAAAGUCGCCGCCCACGAUGCCUACCCAAAAUUCUCCGCAACUGGGAGUUUUUGCCCAGACCUUUGCACUCCAUGAAACCCUGGGACUCUGUUGUGACCUCAGGUUUGGGCUUCUGCAGGAGGCGCUGCUGCUGCUGCUGCCGAUGCUCCAAGUGCUGCAGACAGCAGGAUGAGGAGGAGCUGACAGGCCAUGGCAAAAGGAACCUGCAGAUGUACGACAAUCCUACUCUGACACCGGAUGAUGAACUGAAGGUUGCCAAAGCCACACGUUUGUAAGAUUAUUAAGUUAAAUUAAAACAAAGUCAAUGCAGUACUGUUUGAGGGAAACACUGGUAAUUGUUCAUCACUGCUCGGGUCCUGGUGUGUUGAUGAUUUGUCGGAUAAGCACUUUCUGUUAAACUUUCCUGCUGGAGAACAUGAACACAAGUGUUGAACAUGUUUUUAUCAACCUGCUGUUUCUGUAAUGUAAUGUUUUUAAUGUGUUCUUACUCAAACUUCACCUACAAGUGGCUCCCAAUUCAUUUUUUGUAUUUUAUAUGAAGUGUGUAAGAGACGUUUGGUCUUAUUUUAUUUGAAUUUUAAACUUUUAAAUUUCAAAAAUGUAAUGUAGCAUUUGAAUAUUUGUUAUCCUGCAGUAUUUAAGACUCUAAAAUAUUUGUAAAUAAAGAAAUUGAUAUUUUUAA